AUGCCGCUACCAUCCUAUCUCCGAUCAACAAGCAACCACCGUGACUACCGGACUUUCAUCGUGCUUGCGGCCAACAAGGAUGAGUUCAACGAGUUGAGGACGUUGGAUGACAAGGAAGUGGGAGUUGAAUGGGCAAUGCCACCAUUCAUUACGUCCGUUCUCCGACCACCUAGCACAGUCGCACAACCGCCAUGCGCUGCUACUUCAUCAAUCGCUAUUAGUAACCAGCACUGUCGAACCCUUUGCCGCCUCGCUGCUAUCGCUAUGAUAAAUUCCAACGAAGAGACGAAGCUACCGAUAGUCGUCGUUGCUGAAGACGAGGAUGGAGUGCCUCCUGCCACCGCUUUUGUCACUCACGGUUCCACCAUCCCUCUCAUCCAUUUUCCGGUGAUUCGUUCCAAGCCAUAG
Messenger RNA from Lactuca saligna, 408 nucleotides. The record is from the annotation of a GenBank genome assembly. Lineage: Eukaryota; Viridiplantae; Streptophyta; Magnoliopsida; Asterales; Asteraceae.